CCCUGCUUCAGGGGAAAAUAACUUGGCGACUGGGGAGAAGGAAGCCCAGAGGCAGGCAGCCGUCUUCAACCUCAGCUCGAAUCCAAUCCGCCGCGGGAGUUGGAGUUCCCUCUCGACCCAGCCGGCAGGGUAGUACUAGUACCAAUCUCCGAGCCGGUGGCGGGGGAGGCGGCCAUGGAUGCCGGCGAUGGGAACGAGGCCGGGAGCCGCGCGACUGCUCCGGAGAUGGGAGUCAUCAUCGGGGUCGGGGAGGACGAGAUCCGCGGGGAACCGGGAGGGCUUGUGCGCAGGGCCGACGGCGGGCCCGCGGAGUCCGCUCAUCAGCCCGCAGGCGAAAUGAGCCCACAAGCUCCCGGGCGGGCCAAAAGUGCUAGGGUUGAUUGUCCUCCCCGGGACCACACAUCAUGUCCUAACAGAAUUGGGGCCGUCGAGAAAUCCAUCAAAGCUUAUGUAGAGAACAGAGGAGAUCAUGUUAUCAACCCAGCGUUGGGUACAACUUUUGAUUCUCUUGGCGAGGCAUAUUACUUCUACAAUCUGUAUUCGUGGGAACAUGGAUUUGGCAUCAAGUACGGCAAGAGUCGGCUUAGUGCAAAGAGGACCAAGACCAUGCAGGAAAUUGUUUGUGGGCGUUCGGGGGAACCAGGUGCCGAAAACACAAGUUCUUGCCGGUGUGGAUGUCCUGCGAUGAUCCGUUUGCUGCGUACAGAUAACAACGGCUGGUACAUCAAAGAGCACAGGAUGACACACAACCACUCUUUGACUCCAAGGUGCGGACAGAAGGUACUCUGGCCAUCCCACAAACAUAUAGAUCUGUACACAAAGGACUUGAUACGUCAGCUGAGGGAGGACAACACGAACAUCGGCAAAGUCAAUGGCAUUAUAGGAAGUUUCUCUGGAACCAUGGAGAAUGUGUCAUCUACUAAUUGUAUGUUUAGGAACCUGUGUAGUCAAAUUGGCAUAGAUCAAGCAGAUGAUGAAGUUAGGAAGACAAUUGAAGUCUUCGCGGACAUAGGAGCAAAGAAUCCGGACUUCAUGUUCGGGGUACAAGAAGAUGCCGAGAAUUGGAUAAAGAACCUCAUGUGGACCAACAGGGGGAGCCAAAUGCAGUACAAGUACUUCGGAGAUGUUAUCACGUUCGACACCACUUACAGGACUAACUUGUACGACAUGCCAUUUGGACUAUUCAUUGGCGUGAAUGAGCACUUUCAGAGCAUCAUCUUGGCUGGAGUGUUGGUUAGAGACGAGCAGGUAGAGAGCUUCGAAUGGGUUUUCUCUGAAUUCAUAAGAAUGAUGGGUGGUGAAGCACCAAAGACAAUUCUGACAGAUCAGAAUCAAGCGAUGGAGGUGGCCAUAAAGAAUGUGAUGCCAAACACAGCCCACCAAUGGUGCAAAUGGCACAUCUUGAAGAAAGCAGAAGAGUGCCUUGGACCACUAUACAGAAAACGGAAUGGGUUCCGAGCAGAGUUCCAUAAGGUCUUCAACAACGUAGUGACAAUAGAUGAGUUUGAGACAGCAUGGGCGGUGUUGAUCGACAAGUACAACUUAAGGUCACAUCCGUACAUGGCACAACUUUACGAAACCAGGAAGAAAUGGGCAAAGCCAUAUUUCAAGGGGGUGUUUUGUGCCAAGAUGACGAGUACUCAAAGGAGCGAGACUGCCAACAGUAUGCUGAAGAAAUAUGUACAACCUGCAUGUCCGAUGCAUAUGUUCGUGAAGCAAUACAUGCGCUUGCAGUUUGACCGGGACGCAGAUGAAGCCUAUGAAGAGAAACGGACCCUGAUUGGUGGCGUCGUGCUGAGGCGUAACUUACCUAUGGAAUGACAUGCUAGCAAGAUAUAUACUCAUGCGAUGUUCAAACAGUUCGGCCAAAUCCUUUAUCAAGCAGGAUCUUACCGUCUGGAGGUGAUCGAGAAGAACAAGGUGUACAGGACAACGCUCAUUGAAGGAGAGGGAGGGGAAAAAUGUAUCAGGGUAGCCUAUGAGGUUAAGAUGAUAGAUAAUGGAGCUGAAUUUGACUGCGAAUGUGGUCAAUUUGAGCACAUGGGUUUGCUAUGCUGCCAUGUGCUGAGGGUUAGAAGAACAACUUUUAUCAUAAAUAUUCAUUUCCUGCAUCAUCUUUUCAGAAUCUGUGGAAGGUAUUCUUCAUAAACAUGUGUACCGUCCGGCAAUGCAGGUGAUGGAUUAUUUAUACAUCCUGGAGAUACCCAAGAAGCACAUAGUGAAGAGGUGGACAAGAAACGCGCGAGAUGUCCUGCCUAUGGCAGCAAGCCAAGGAGCUGCUAGUGCAGAGGCCUAUGAUGGGUCGAUGGGGUUAUUCAAGGAAAAUGUGCCACCAUACGGAGAAGCAAGAGAUGGCCCAGGGCUUAAGGAUCGACCAACCUCAAGAAGGCUAACGGCGAAUGAAAGACCAGGUGAUUGCUCUGGACAGAACAAUGAUACAAUCUUGACAUCACAAGACCAACUAGUCAGAUUAGCUACUCCUUGUAAGAAACCUAAACCCGGAAGGCCAACAGCAUUACAGCAAGUACCAAGCAGGGAGGAAGCACCGUAUGAGAUGAGCAAAGGAACUUGCCCGGAGAGAGGUGACUUGCCAAAGCAGGGGAGGUAUACUAAUUGUGGUGUUGCUGGACACCUCAGGACCACUUGCUCUGAGCCCUCCCGGCUACAAAAUUAGUGGUGGUUUGUAGCUUGAGUAUAUGUCGGUUAGAGUUGACUUUAGAAUCUCUUUUGUGAAACGGUUGCUGGAGUUAACAGGUGAUAAUUGAAUCAGUGCAGGUGCUGAUUUAUUGGCAUUUAGAUGCUGUACCUGGCAAACUAAUAUUAGGGGCUGCUGAAAUGAGUGCAAAAUUUAUGUGGCCUAUGCGGUACUACUAGCAAAACAUGAUACUUGCUGAUUUAGAUAUGAGGAUGAGAAAUUGAUUGCCUUCUGGUGAUUCUGUAGGUAAAGGGGAAAAAAUGGUCCAACCCAUUA
Messenger RNA from Aegilops tauschii subsp. strangulata, 2971 nucleotides. RefSeq names its product protein FAR1-RELATED SEQUENCE 5. Lineage: Eukaryota; Viridiplantae; Streptophyta; Magnoliopsida; Poales; Poaceae. The record is from RefSeq and is a predicted model, not a curated record. Gene Ontology annotation, biological process: regulation of DNA-templated transcription.